CUAAAAUGAGUCUCUCUGGGGAGAGAGAGGAGGGGCGCACUGCCUCUAAAAUGAGUCUCUCUGGGGAGAGAGAGGAGGGGGGCCCUGCCUCUAAAAUGAGUCUCUCUGGGGAGAGAGAGGAGGGGGGCCCUGCCUCUAAAAUGACUCUCUCUGGGGAGAGAGAGGAGGGGGGCCCUGCCUCUAAAAUGAGUCUCUCUGAGGAGAGAGAGGAGAGGGGACCUGCCUCUAAAAUGAUUCUCGCUGGGGAGAGAGAGGAGGGGGGCCCUGCCUCUAAAAUGACUCUCUCUGGGGAGAGAGAGGAGAGGGGACCUGCCUCUAAAAUGAGUCUCUCUGGGGAGAGAGAGGAGGGGGGCCCUGCCUCUAAAAUUAGUCUCUCUGGGGAGAGAGAGGAGGGGGGCCCUGCCUCUAAAAUGAGUCUCUCUGGGGAGAGAGAGGAGAGGGGCCCUGCCUCUAAAAUGAGUCUCUCUGGGGAGAGAGAGGAGAGGGGACCUGCCUCUAAAAUGAUUCUCGCUGGGGAACGUGACACCAAAGUUGAGAGACCAAUCCAGCAGGAGAGACCAGCCUCCCCUGUUCCCAGCUGUGUGUCCAUGAAGAGUGACAAGUCUAUGAUGGAACCUAUAUUCUUUAGAGAGGGAGACUUUUCUACUGAACAAAGAAACCAACAGGAGAGAUCAGAGUCAGAGAUUCUCAGUGUUCAGUCUUCCCAGAGUCAUCAAACAGACCUGGCCUCCAUAUUCAGUUUGCUUGAAGAGAAAAUUAUGACAUUUGUGAAAAACGAGCUGAAGAUGUUCAAGAGGAUUCUUAGUCCAGAACUCCCAGAAGGCUUUGAGAGUCAGAAGCAGGAUAAGGAAGUGGUGGAUGCUGAAGAUGAGCAGCAGGAGAGCAGUCCAGAGGGGGCUCUGAAGAUCACACUGCACGUCCUGAGGAAAAUGAACCAGAAGGAGCUUGCUGACACACUGGAGAAAUAUGAACUUGCUGUGAUUUGCCAACGUGAACUCAAAUCUAAUCUAAAGAAGAAGUUUCAAUGUGUAUUUGAGGGGAUCGCUAAACAAGGAAACCCAACACUUCUCAAUAAGAUCUACACAGAGCUCUACAUCACAGAGGGUGGAACAGGAGAGGUCAAUAAUGAACAUGAGCUGAGACAGAUUGAGACAACAACCAGGAAACAAGCAAGACCAGAGACUCCAAUCAAAUGUAACGACAUCUUCAAACCCUUAACUGGACAAGACAAACUUAUCAGAACUGUGCACAAAGGAGUCGCUGGUAUUGGAAAAACAGUCUCUGUGCAGAAGUUCAUUCUGGAUUGGGCUGAAGGAAAAGCAAAUCAGGAUGUCCAAUUUGUAUUUUCAUUCCCUUUCCGGGAGCUGAAUUUGAUGAAAUUGGAAAACACUUUCAUUGAACUUCUCAAUCACUUCUCAAUGGAAACCAAAAAAUCAAUAAUCUCCAACUACAACAAGUACAAAGUUGUGUUCAUCUUUGAUGGUCUGGAUGAGUGCCGACUGCCCCUAGACUUCAAGAAGAACAAGAUCUGUUGUGACGUCACAGAGUCAACCUCAGUGGAUGUUCUGCUGACAAAUCUCAUCAAGGGAAAUCUGCUUCCCUCUGCUCUCCUCUGGAUAACUACCCGACCUGCAGCAGCCAAUAAGAUCCCUUCAGUGUGUGUUGACCAGGUGACAGAGGUACGAGGGUUCAAUGACCCACAGAAGGAGGAGUACUUCAGGAAGAGAUUCAGUGAUGAGGACUUGGCCAACAGAAUCAUCUCACACAUAAAGACAUCAAGGAGCCUCCACAUCAUGUGCCACAUUCCAGUCUUCUGUUGGAUUUCUGCAACAGUCCUUGAACACAUGCUGAAACAUAAGAGAGAAGAGAUGCCCAAGACUCUGACUGAGAUGUACACACACCUUGUGAUGUUUUAUACCAAACAGAAUAAUGAAAAGUAUCCUAGGAAAGAAGAGACAGGUCCACACUGGAAUAAAGAGAGCAUUCUGUCACUGGGAAAACUGGCUUUUCAACAGCUUGUGAAUGGCAAUCUGAUUUUCUAUGAAGAAGACCUGAAAGAGGCUGGCAUUGAUGUCAAUGAAGCUUCAGUGUACUCAGGAUUGUGCACACAGCUCUUUAAAGAGGAACGUGGGCUGUACCAGGACAAGGUGUACUGCUUUGUUCAUCUGAGCAUUCAGGAGUUUCUGGCUGCUGUAUAUGUGUUCCUCUCAUUCAUCAACAACAAUGACAAUGUAAUGGACAAACUGAGAACAACGUCCAGGAGCUUUUCUGUGAGGAUCAAACAAAGGCGUAAAGUUACUUUCUACAAGAGUGUUGUGGAUAAAGCCUUACAAAGUGAGACGGGAAACCUGGACCUUUUCCUCCGCUUCCUUCUGGGCCUCUCACUGGAGUCCAAUCAGAAGCACUUACGAGGUCUACUGACAAAGACAAGAAGCAGCUCACAGAGCCAUGAAGAAACAGUCAAGUACAUCAAGGAGAAGAUCAGGGAGAAUCCCUCUCCAGAAAGGUGCAUCAAUCUGUUCCACUGUCUGAAUGAACUGAAUGACCAUUCUCUAGUGGAGGAGAUCCAAAGCUACCUGAGAUCAGGAAGUCUCUCAAAACCCAACCUGUCACCUGCACAGUGGUCAGCUCUGGUCUUUGUGUUGCUGACUUCAGAAAAGGAGCUGGAUGUGUUUGACCUGAAGAAAUACUCCAGAUCAGAGGAUGGUCUUCUGCGGCUGCUGCCAGUGGUCAAAGCCUCCAGAGCUGCUCUGCUGUCAGGCUGUGGAGUCACAGAGGAAGGCUGUGCUUCUCUGGUCUCAGCUCUGGAGUCAAACCCCUCACACCUGAAAGAGCUGGAUCUGAGUUACAAUGACCUGAAGGAUUCAGGAGUGAAGCUGCUCUCUGCUGGACUGGGGAAUCCCCACUGUAAACUGGAGACUCUGAGGCUGUCAGGCUGUCUAGUCACAGAGGAAGGCUGUGCUUCUCUGGUCUCAGCUCUGAGGUCAAACCCCUCACACCUGAAAGAGCUGGACCUGAGCUACAAUCACCCAGGAGACUCAGGAGUCAGACUGCUCUCUGCUGGACUGGAGGAUCCACACUGCAGACUGGAGAAACUCAAUGUGGAACAUGGUGGAGAGAACAGAAUGAAACCUGGGCUUAGAAAAUAUGUCUGUGAUCUCACACUGGACCCAAACACAGUAAACAGACGCCUCUCUCUGUCUGAGGAGAACAGAAAGGUGACAUGUAGGAGAGAGAAGCAGCCGUAUCCUGAUCACCCAGAGAGAUUUGAGGACCGGGGUCAGGUGCUGUGUAGAGAGGGUCUGACUGGGCGCUGUUACUGGGAGGUCGAGUGGAGUGGGGGGGCUGUUAUUGGAGUGACAUAUAAAGGAAUCAACAGGAAAGGAAGGGGUGAGGAAUGUUGGCUUGGAUGCAAUGACAAGUCCUGGAGUCUGUUCUGCUCUGACAACAGUUACAUUGCCUGUCACAAUAAUAAUCCCACUACCAUAGACGUCCCCUCCUCCAGGUCCCACAGAGUAGGAGUGUAUCUGGACUGGCCAGCCGGCACUCUGUCCUUCUAUAGAGCCUCCUCUGACACACUGACCCACCUGAUCACAUUCACCUCCACAUUCACUGAGCCCCUCUAUCCAGGGUUUAGGCUUUGGUGUUUUGGCGACUCAGUGUCCCUCUGUCAGUGAUACACACACUGGACACACACACACACACACACACACACACACACACACACACACACACACACACACACACACACACACACACACACACACACACACAGGACUCACACAGGACUCACACACACACACACACACACACACACACACUGGACAAACAAACACACACACUGGACAAACACACACACACAAACCUGCUGGACACACACACACUCACACUGGACAAACACACACUCACACUGGACAAACACACACUCACACUAGACAAACACACACUCACACUAGACAAACACACACACCUGCUGGACACACACACACACACACUGGACAAACACACACUCACACUGGACAAACACACACUCACACUAGACAAACACACACUCACACUAGACAAACACACACUCACACUAGACAAACACACACUCACACUAGACAAACACACACACCUGCUGGACACACACACACACACACUGGACAAACACACACACACACUAGACAAACACACACUCACACUAGACAAACACACACACCUGCUGGACACACACACCUGCUGGACACACACACUGGAUGAGUUAAACUUAAACUUAAACUUCAUCUUUUAAUAAUAUGAGCUUCACCUCUUUGAUCCUCAGAUCAGUUCAGUGUAUAAAUAAUAUAAUAUAGAAGUAUAAAUGAAUACAAUAAAAUAGCAACUGAGAUAUUUUAUAUCAUAGAUCCCCUAGUCGACAUGACAAACCACAGGUUAAAAAGUGCAUUUUUACUUGAAAGAGGAGAAACCAGAUCAAUUCUCUCCCAUCUCAAUUACCCUGAUGAACUCACGGAGGAGAGGUACCCUUCUAGAUACAAGAACAGACAUACGAUGGUUCCACACUGGACACACACUGGACACACACUGGACACACACUGUAACGGUUUUGACUUGCGGUUAUUAUUUAUAGGGGUGCCAGGUAGGUUGUGCCUACCAGAGAAAACAUUGGUUUCUCCUUUUAGUUUGGGUGGGAAUGAGUCUCAUCUGGUCCGUCAAGUCUACACCAAUACAAAGGACUUAUGUAAAAUCAGGAUGGAAAUAAACUUUUCAUAAACCAUUAAAACAUUGGAAAGAACUUCAAAAACAACUAUACUCUUUUGCGUGGGUUGUAUUAGAACCAUCAAUGAUUACACGCACAUAUAAUAAUAUCACAAUGAGUUCUGGUUCCUCCAGAAAUGUCCUGUACCUCGGGCCUAAAAAGAGUCCAGCCCGGUAAAGGAGUUCAGGGAACUCCCGUGACCUUAGUCACGCAAUGUUUGUCCGUUCAUUCAAGUGUACCGUAAACCCAGUAUUAAUCAUACAAUCAAUAUAACAAUUAUUUUACCACAGAACUUUAAAGCGUAUCAACUCUUACUAAGUCCUCAACUACAUCUAACUACAUAAAUCAUCACCUCAUAUCAAAACAAAUGAAAUACAAAGAGGUUGUAGUCAGACAAUCCAAUCCUCCAGCGGAGAAAAAGAUCCGAUCCGGUGAACUCUAUUAGUCUACAAAA
Messenger RNA from Oncorhynchus keta (chum salmon), 5192 nucleotides. Its product is annotated as NLR family CARD domain-containing protein 3-like. The record is from RefSeq and is a predicted model, not a curated record. NCBI's taxonomy places the organism in Eukaryota, Metazoa, Chordata, Actinopteri, Salmoniformes, Salmonidae. Gene Ontology annotation, molecular function: protein binding.